Messenger RNA from Mytilus trossulus (common blue mussel), 1323 nucleotides. Its product is annotated as BTB/POZ domain-containing protein 6-B-like. The transcript is spliced from 2 exons. Gene Ontology annotation, molecular function: protein binding. The coding region runs from base 1 to 1323 and encodes 440 amino acids. NCBI's taxonomy places the organism in Eukaryota, Metazoa, Mollusca, Bivalvia, Mytilida, Mytilidae. Gene Ontology annotation, cellular component: cytosol. The record is from RefSeq and is a predicted model, not a curated record. Gene Ontology annotation, biological process: neurogenesis.
AUGGAUGUACAGUAUUCAGCAGACUGGCGGGAUAAUAAACCUUUGCCUGAAUGUAUGAUGUUUAUGCUACAGAACGAAAUCAUGUGUGACGUCACACUUAGAGUAGGCCAUGAUAUAAUACCUAUUAAAGCACACAAGUAUAUGUUGUCGAGCCGAAGUGCCGUCUUCCAUACCAUGUUUGAGGGGUCUCUGCCAGAAAAAGGAGAAAUAACAAUACCUGAUAUUGAAGAAAAUACCUUUCGAGAUAUUCUGAAAUAUAUUUAUUGCGAUCAAAUUACAAUUACAAACGACAAUGUGAAGGAGAUACUGUAUGCUGCUGAUAAGUAUAUGUUAGCUGCAGUUAAAAGAGGAUGUGAGACAGUUCUUAAACAAACGGCACAAUCAGAGCAUGCAACCAAGGCUUUACAAACCGCAUACCAACACAAUCUAUCAGAUCUUCAGCGGGAAAGUCUUGACUAUAUUGAGAUUAAUACAAAGGAAUGUCUGCUGUCCGAAUAUGCAUUAAGUCUUUCCAAGGAUUGUUUACAGCUAAUUUUGAAUUCAGGUUAUCUCAACUGCUCAGAAACAGACAUCUGCCAUUUUAUCAUAAAAUGGGGUGAACAUCAAUGUACGCUUGCAAAUUUAGAGCCUUCUGGUGGAAACAUCCGCGACGUUCUGGGGAAUAAUUUGUACUUGAUUAGAUUCCAAGAUGUUGAUAUGAAAUUGUUUUCAAAAAAGGUCGCUGUGUCUGGUUUACUUACAAAUGACGAGACGGUAUCCAUUUAUCAGUCACAUUUCGGUGAAGAAUCAAAAAUCUUUUGUAACAGCAAAAGAAUUCCCGUUACGCAACGAGAGACCUUUAAAGUCAAUCGAUAUGAACAGAUAAGCCAACCUAUGACAUCAAGAGGAAUACAUUCUAUAAUGUUUUUCUCGGAUAAUGAUAUUUGGCUUAAAGGUGUACAUAUUUUUCUUCCUUACGUUGCGCAAUCUUCCGGAUAUCAUAAUACCACCGGAAAUGUCAGUAACUACGUCAACAUAAGCAUACAAAUACUGAAUGAUUCAAAUGAAGAAACAAUUCGCCACGAUCAACGAUUGAUCUAUGGUCCAAAUUACGAUAAAGUUAUGGAAGUGAACUUUUGUAAACCAAUUCAUAUUAAUUCUAGGAGGGAUUACACAAUUCAAAUGAAUGGGAUGUCUAAUCAAACUUAUUAUGGAACAAACUGUAAAGAAUCUGUCACAGAACCGCAAUCUGGGGUUACUUUACAGUUCAAGGACUCGUCAGUUGGUGGUAAUGAAACGAACAUUAGUACUGGACAAUUUGCAGGACUAUCAUUUAGUGUUUAA